Messenger RNA from Lepus europaeus (European hare), 1616 nucleotides. Its product is annotated as CMRF35-like molecule 6. The record is from RefSeq and is a predicted model, not a curated record. Gene Ontology annotation, cellular component: plasma membrane. The transcript is spliced from 4 exons. The coding region runs from base 191 to 829 and encodes 212 amino acids. Gene Ontology annotation, molecular function: transmembrane signaling receptor activity. Lineage: Eukaryota; Metazoa; Chordata; Mammalia; Lagomorpha; Leporidae.
UCACUCACUGCCUGCUGUCUCUCCCCACCUGCUGUCUCUCGCCGCCUGCUGUCUCUCACUGCCUGCAUCUGACCAGCUCUAGCGUCAGACCCGUGGUGGACCAGAAAGUAGAGAGGGUGGAAGAGCCCAGUGGGGAAGUGGACACUCUGCCUCUGUGACAAGGCUCCACUUGUUCCUGCCUGGGCCUGGCAUGGCUGCCGGUGACACCUGUGCUGGAGACACGCCCUCCAGGCGCAGGGCUGUGUGGCUGCUCCUCCUGCUCUUCCAAGGCUGUUUCUGUCUGAGCGGCCCCGGCACUGUGCGAGGCACCGAGGGGGGAUCCCUGAGCGUGCAGUGUCGCUACGAGGAAGAACACAGAGCUCGGGCCAAAUUCUGGUGCCGUCACCGGUGUUGGCCAGGGCGGGAGAUCGUGAAGACGAAUCCGCCAGAGGUAGAAGCGCGGAGCGGCCGAGUGUCCAUCAGGGACCAUCCUGCAAACCUCACCUUCACCGUGACCUUGGAGAACCUCAGCAGCAAGGAUGAAGGCAGAUACCUCUGUGGGGUCGGUGAGCCAUGGGGGAUGGACAUCUUCUUCCGGGUGACGGUGCUCGUUUUCCCAGCCCCGACCACAGCCCUCAGCUAUGUAGGCUCGACAGUCCCUGUGAUGACCCGGCCAGCACACACCGGAGAGAAGCCCCCUGACCCCAGCCCACACCCUCGGUCCCUGCUCGGCAGCGUCCACGGCCUGCUGCUGGUCUUCCUGAAGCUGCCCCUGCUCCUGGCCAUGCUGGCUGCUGUCCUGUGGGUGAACCGGCCACAGCGGGGCCCUGGGCGAGGCCAAGUCAGCUGAGCUGGAAGAGUGCACAGCCGGGACGCCACGGAGGCCCUUGGGGACCAGAAGGAUCCAGACUUCCAUCAGAACGCUCUCUGCUUUUCCUAACCUGCCAGUGAGGCCGCACAGAGAUGAAGGCGUCCAAUACACACGCGAGGUGCCUGUAACCGCGAUGGCCUGGGGGACGCCUUGCACUGCGCGCCACAGCGGCUCGCACAGCGCGGGAGCCCCGUCCCCUGCACAGCUCUGCGGAAUUCCGGGGUCUCCACUGCCUGGGUUCUGCCAGAGGAGGAGGCACACGGGGAUGUCCAGGGCGUCUCCUUCAGCCUCCUUGGCUCUGUAACUGUGCGGAGAGGAGAGGGCCCAGCCUCGUUCCUGAGGGCUGGGAUGUGCUCGUCCGCGUUGCCCCUGGGAGGGUCGUGGCUGAGCCGUUCCUUUGCAAGCUCUGUGCUCUGUGCAUGAACGCACUGACACUCAUCUGUCCUUCUGUCGGUGGCAUUGGCCAUUUUCUUCUAUUUCUUUGUCCUCCCCUCCUUGUUGGUGGCGACUAUUACGACAUUCUUAAGGACAUCCUUAAGCACAUGGCCCCUGGGUCCCUGGUGUUCGCGGCUUCUGGAGUGCAGGUGCCUCCCCAGACUCCAGGGCCAUGGGCACGCUUUGCCGUGCUGCUCAGGCAGCUCCCCAGGGACACAACCCCAAACUGUCUCCCAAAGUCACCGCAGCAGCCGCCCCUGCCACCCCCAGGCCCUUUGCCCCAACCACGUUAGCCUCCCCAGCCUCCUCCACUGAGGGCAGAAGAAAUGGA